CGUGGAUCCACUCUCUGUGGAUUUCCACCAGGGUUGGAACAGAAGAUGAAAUCUAAAAAGCUUACGAGUUUGGAAAAGGUUUUGAUCACACUUUUUGUUCUUGUGACUGCUGUCUGCAUUGCCUUUAUAGUGCUUCAUUUUGUUGGAGAGUCAAAAUCAUCAGAAGAUAUUAGUGGUUGUGGAACUAUACAAGUUUUGUCUGGACCAACUGGAAGCUUUUCAAGUUUGCACUACCCCAACAAUUAUGAAAACAGUAAAACCUGUAUGUGGGAAAUAACAGUUGCUGAGGAUAAAGUUAUACAUUUGCAAUUUGAUGAGUUUUCCCUUGAAAGCAGCCUCUUGUGCAGCGGAGAUCACGUGGUUGUGGGAGAUGAUGUUGGAACUCUUGGUACAUAUUGUGGGCAUUCAAAGCCCCAGCCAUUGGUUUCAGUUGGAAACAGUCUGCUCAUUUCCUUCACAAGCAACAGUAAAACAACAGAUAAGGGAUUUAAGGCUCAAUAUAAAGCUAUUGAGCCAAGUAAAAUAUCAGAGGUUGCUGGAGGGGGUGGACAUUUGCAAAGUAACACAGGGGAUUUUGGAACACCAGUGACCACUGAAAACACUUACAAGAAUAAUGCCAUCUAUCAGUGGAAGAUUUCCGUUCCCACGGGUCAAAAAAUAAGAUUGGCCUUCACCUCCUUUGACUUAGAACCUGCAGGGUCAGCUGGCUGUAAGGAUGCAGUUGAAAUAUAUGAUGGAGAUGUUAAGGGAUCACAGAAAUUGGGACAUUUUUGUGGAGCAAAUAUUCCAGAUCCCCAGAUUUCCUCUGGCUCUAAACUGAUUGUGCGUUUCAGGUCAGACAGCCAAGUCAGUGGGAGAGGAUUCCGUGCUGCAUAUAGCGCCUUCAGCGGGGGAGUUCCCCCAACUGUUCCUUCAACCGUUUCUCCAACUGUUCCUCCAACUGUUCCUCCUUCUUUCAUAGAUUCUGGCUGUGACAGCAAUGCUUUGCAACAUGGUCGUAAAGGGUUAAUCCAUUCAAAGAAUUAUCCGGAUACCUAUCCUAUAAAUACACACUGCCACUGGAACAUCACUGUGGCUGAGGGCUGGCUUGUUAAACUGUUAUUUACAGAGUUCUCAGUAGAUGGGGAAAUUGGAGCAUGUGCAACUGACAAGGUGGAAGUUUCGGAUACCGUUGACUUAAUAGGGAGCUACUGUGGAUUUACAAAGCCUCCUGUUAUCAUCAGUUCUAGCAACAAGCUUUCUGUGAAGUUUGCAACAGAUAGUCGGAGAACGGAGAUUGGGUUUGAGGCAAAAUGGGAAGCUGUCCAUCCAGAUGACAUUGAAGAAAUCCAGUCAUGUGGAGGGGGUUCACAUGAGGAAAAUGGGGUGAUAAAAUCCCCUAAGUGGCCUAAUACCUAUGCAGCCAACAGUUUGUGUGUAUGGCGCAUAGAGGUGCCUCACGGUAAAAAAGUGACUCUCAAAUUUACUCACUUUGAUUUGGAAGAUCCAGACUUGCUUACUAGAGUGUGCUAUGACAAUGUAGCUGCAUAUGAAGAGGGGAAUCAACCAGUGUUAAAAUAUGGUCCCUUCUGUGGAACUAAAAUCCCAGACUCAAUUACUACCCAGGGCAACCUCCUGAUUAUCAGAUUCCACAGUGAUGUUUUUACAGAAGCAAAGGGAUUCCGUGCGUACUGGAGUACUGACCCACUGGCAGCAGCUCCAACAGAGCCUCCAGCACUCCCAAAUCCUUGGGACAGCAUUCCAAUAGAAUGGCCAAGUAAAUGUGGACAACCAACUUUUCCUCCUCAAAUUAACUCAAGAAUUGUCAAUGGCGAGCCAGCCAGCCCUCACACCUGGCCCUGGCAGGUGUCUAUGCAGGUUUGGCCAAGCUCUCGGAAUGAAACUAUUUUCUUCCACACCUGUGGCGGUACCCUUAUACACAAGAACUGGGUUCUCACAGCAGCCCAUUGCUUUAUAAACUAUGCAAAUGAAUUAUUCCGCUGGCAAAUGUGUCUAGGAAAGCACAACCUCACCUAUGUGGAACCAAACCAGCAAUGCUUCAAGAUUCUUGGAAUUUACCGCCAUGAAGGGUUUGUCUAUCCUGAUGUCCUUACUUUGGAGUAUGACAUUGCAUUGGUGAAGCUGGAUGGGGAAGUGGCAGCCAGCAAUUAUAUUGAUUUUGCCUGUCUACCUCCCAAAGGUCAAGUCCCAGCAGCCGGUUAUCGUUGCCAUGCCACCGGAUGGGGGGAUGAAACAGGAAAUUCUAUGGCUCCUAAAGCAGCUGAAGCCUUAAAUCAGGUUGCUUUACCAGUUAUUCCAUAUGAUACAUGCAAAAAACCCCAAUAUUGGUGGUUUCAAAUAAAGGAUUCAAUGAUCUGUGCAGGCUAUGAUCUUCCAGAUGACUUGAAAGCUGUGUGCCAGGGAGACUCAGGCGGGCCAUUGGUGUGCCCAUCAACUGCUAACAAUUCAAUCUGGGAAGUUCAUGGAAUUACCAGCUUUGGAGUUGUUGGUUGUAUUAUGGAUAAAAAGCCCAGUGUCUUCACACGCGCAUCAGCUCACAUUGAUUGGAUCGAGCACAUUAUUAGGAAGGAUAUUUAUGAUGUUUACUCAUCUGGCUGUGGCAGUGCCAAGGAUUUCGAUGGCAGGAAAGGUAGCUUCACAUCAAUCAGAUAUCCUGCUACCUAUACGAAUGAUGUUACCUGUACUUGGAAUAUUGUAGUCCCAGAAGACAAAGUAGUCCAUGUGCAUUUUGAUAGUUUCUCAUUGGAGGACAGUAGUGGAUGUAGCAAUGAUAAAGUGGUUGUUUCUGAUGUCCUUAGCAGUCUUGGAACACAUUGUGGAAGUAAUACUCCAUCCGACAUUGUUAGCUUCAGCAACACUGUGUCUGUAAAUUUUACAAGUAAUAACAGAGUGGUGGAUACUGGAUUUUCUAUCACAUGGGAAGCUGUGGAUACUUUUGCUAUUCCAAGCAUAUCACUUUGUGGAGGUCAUUUCAAUACUGAUAAUGGAGAUUUUAUGUCACCUAACUGGGACAAUGGUUCAUAUCCUAACAGCCAUUCAUGCACGUGGAGAAUCACAGCCAGUGAAAAAGAACAACUACAUAUUGUCUUCACAGAAUUUAAUCUGCAGCCUGCCAAUUUAUUAGGAGCAUGUCAAGACUAUGUGGAAGUCUUUGAUGGAGACAAAGCUGGAUCUUCUAAACUGGGUCAAUUCUGUGGAACUUCUAUUCCAUCCACAUUGAAUACAACUGGAAACAUUGCUGUUAUUAAAUUUGCUAGCAAUUAUGAAAGGAACAGCAAGGGCUUCCGUGGUUACUGGACAACUAAUUUAACAGAUGUCACAAAUUUGCCCCUGCGGUCAUCAGUACCAUGGGAUAGUGAUCUAAUAGUUUAAUGACAACAUUUUGGCAGUUCAGAGAUUUCCUCUUCAUGUUAAUGCUCGUUUGGUUCCUGUACUUUCAUUGGUUUCCAACAAAUCCUACUGAGAGGAAUCUUCAGGAUGAUUAUGUGUUAAGAAGAUGCAAAGAAAGACGAGCCGAUGUGAUUGGACUGAUAUAUUUAUACAUUACACUCUCUUGGAAUUCUUUUUUUAAACAUCUAUCUAUUAUAAUUUACUUUUUAAUUGAAUUAUUUUUGCUGAAACUAUUAAAAAAGAAAGUUCAAACAGUA
Bombina bombina (fire-bellied toad) is the source of this 3647-nucleotide messenger RNA. RefSeq names its product cubilin-like. Gene Ontology annotation, molecular function: serine-type endopeptidase activity. The record is from RefSeq and is a predicted model, not a curated record. The coding region runs from base 46 to 3372 and encodes 1108 amino acids. Lineage: Eukaryota; Metazoa; Chordata; Amphibia; Anura; Bombinatoridae. Gene Ontology annotation, biological process: proteolysis. The transcript is spliced from 21 exons.